CUCAGUCAUACAUUGCACGACGACGGUUGAUCCCGUCAGCGGGGCGCCAAAUCCUGAAAACCGCCCACUGUCGUCGAAAUUCGAAGACUCUUGUACUCCGUGGUCAUGCGUCGCAAAAUUGACACAGACCCAUCCCGUUGAGAUGCCAUUGUCGGCGCCAGGCAAGAUUGUAGUGUUGGUACCAAGCAUCUUUGCCUUUUUCCUCAGCCGGCGGAGCUUCGUCUUGAGUUCCCCUGGCCCAAUCAAGCCGUCCGCUCGGGCACCCACUUGGUGAUGUCUUCGAAGCCAUCGUACAAAGCGACCUGCAGAAACGUGCAAGUGUCUUUCACUUCGCGCUGUCCCAAAAAUCAUGAUGAGAUUGGGGCCAAGCGCAGCAGGUGUAUCGAGGUCGCGGAGAUCCAGCAUUGUCAAAUCGUCCAGUCCCAUGUCUUCGUGUACGUAUUUUAUCAUCGGCUCGAGGAGAUGAGGAGCGCCUUCGGGCACUUUUGGCAGCGAAGCGAUGUGCUGGAGCGGAGCAUGUUUGGGCGGUUCAACAUCCAGAAACCACGGGUUUUCAGGGUCGUCGUCAUCGAAAGCGUCGUCAUCGAUUUCCUCCUCGAUUAUCUGUUGCUCGAUAUCUGGCCUUGCUUGUGCGUCUUUGGCAUUUUGCGCAGCGGUCCCAAACUGCUUGCUUGGCGGAAAAGUUCGCAGUAUUGCGCCGGGCACUGGUCUCAUUCCCCGCGCCGCCGAUUGUCCAAUGGCCGGCAGUGGCCUGGACGAAACAGCCCUCAGGAUGGCAUUUCGACAGCCGCAGCACCCCAGCGCCGCAGUCACCGGGCGACGAACCCUCGCCACAGCUGUUGACGACUUCAAGCUGGAGGGAAUGCCAUAUAAUCACAUCCCAAACCCGUCAAUACCGCCUUUCCAGGCGCCACCACCCCCAUUCGAGCUUCGCCCCUUCGACCCAUCCUCUCCUCUGACAAUUCCUGAGCCUGGCCCUCCGAAGCCUGCCUCCAAGAUGAACACAUACGGCAUCCCGGGAGAGCCAGAGGACAUGUUCAUGGUGUUUGAUGCAUGCAUCAAAGUAGGCAAGUUGGAAAGAGCUGCUCUAGUCUUGAAGCGCCUCAGCUCCCUGGGAUCGAUAUCAGACGAAGAACGAAUCAUCCUUAACAACAAAUAUCUGAGAGCGUCCCUCAGUCAGAUGCGAACGAAUCCCGACCGAAGCCAAGCUGAGCAGCUCCACAAAUGGUACGAGCUUCAAAUCAGAAGCAAGAACUUGCCACAUACGGCCGAAACGAUUGCCUGCAUGUUAAAGGCGUCCCUUCUCUCCGAACGAGGCGCCAGAUUAGACCGCCUAGUGAAACGAUAUAUGGGCAUGGCCCCAGACGAAGCGGGACUACGAGUCCUUAGCAUGGACGAAAUCUUAAGCGAUCAGGAUCUUGCAGUCAUAACUGAAAUCUGCCCAACUUACAACUUUGCGGCAGAUGAAGGGGGUUUGGAAGAUAUGGCGCUCAUGUCCGACAACCUUCAAGAGGCAGACGCUUCACCUGCUCUUACUACCGACUUAAGCCAAUCUGCAGAUUCGACAGUAGCCCCGGAGCUAAUCCCAACACCACAACGAGGCGAGGGACUCAAUACAUUGAAGAGAGGCCUAGGACUCUUACUGGGACUUCAAGAGGUUGAUAUUUCGAAGCUUCCUCAUUCUGACCAAAUGGAUAUACAACUUCAGCUGGAAAGAGAUUCAAUCAGCUCAGCUAUUGAGAAAUGGCGGCUUGAUAACAAGACUCUGCAAAAGCGGGGUGUUAGCACAGCCUUGGCGCCAUCAACAAAAGAAGGUUCCAUGUCACAGAACAUGGCGUCGUGGAUGAGUGCCAUGGAAACCCGCAUCGCGCAGGAAUUGAGACUGAUUGAACAAUCCGAGGCAAAGAAGUCAAAAUCAGACUGGGAUCUAACAAGGUGCAUUUAUGGCCCGUUUAUCCAGCAGGGUGAUCCAGCGCGUCUGGCAGCCGUAACAAUUCUCUCCGUCAUCAAUAUUGGAACUGUUCUAGGUGUCGAGAAGGGUACUCCCAUCAGCCGGUUGAUUACCCACAUUGCAAAAGCCGUUCAGGAAGAUACCGAAAUGUAUCAGAAAGAAUUGGCUGAGAGAAAAGCUCGACGACAGCGUAAACUCAAGUUUGUCGGAGAUAAAUCCAAAGACAAGGCAGAAGCAAGCGAAGACAUCAAGACGCCCCUACUCGAUACAGCAGAACAGGAACGUACCCUUGAGGAAAACAGCAAGAACCCUUGGACUCUGCAAAUCAAAGCCCAGGUCGGCUCGAUUUUGCUACAAAUGCUGAUAGAGUCAGCCAAGAUCAACGUUGUGGCAGAGAGCUCGACAUCCAAAGAGCUGAUUAGCCAAUACCAACCUGCUUUCAGCCAUCAGACACUACUUCGAAAAGGCAAAAAGGUCGGAGCCUUGUUUUUCAACAAUCACUUGAUUGAACAGCUUAAGCGAGAACCUGUCGGCGACUUCAUUGCCAAACAUCUACCCAUGGUGGUCGAGCCCAAGCCUUGGUCUUCCUUCACUGAAGGCGGAUUCCUGGAUUGCAAGACUAGCUUUGUCCGUGUUAAACCAGGCGAUAUCGAGCAAAAGCUAUACAGCACCGCAGCGAUCAAACGCGGAGAUAUGGAACAGGUAUUCAAGGGCCUAGAUGUGCUGGGUAAAACGGCAUGGGUGAUUAAUAAGGAUACUCUGAAUGUUAUGAUGGAGGCCUGGAACAGUGGAGAAGAAAUCGCAAACAUACCACCUCUGCAUCCGAAAUUUGACGUUCCCCCGGAACCAGAUUCUUCAGCAGAUCCUCUAGCACGAAAGUCUUGGAUUAGAGCCGUCAAAGCGAUUGAAAACGAGCGAUCUGGUUUACAUUCUCAGCGCUGUUUUAUGAAUUUGCAGUUGGAGAUUGCACGAGCAUUCCGCAAUCAGACGAUAUACUUCCCACACAAUGUCGACUACCGAGGGCGAGCAUAUCCAAUGCCGACCUACCUGAAUCACAUGGGUGCCGAUCAUGCGCGAUCCAUUCUCAAAUUUGCCAAGGGCAAAGAACUGGGCGUCAGAGGCCUGCGGUGGCUGAAGAUUCAUCUCGCCAACGUUUAUGGCCUGGAUAAAGCUAGCUUCGACGAGCGCGAGGCCUUUGCAAAUGAUAACGUGGCUAAUAUCAUCGACUCGGCGACCAAUCCUCUGAAAGGCAGCCGAUGGUGGCUCAAGGGAGAGGACCCGUGGCAAUGUCUUUCUGCGUGCUUCGAACUGAAGGCUGCGCUCGAACUCCCCGAUCCAACAAAAUUUGUCUCUAAUCUUCCGGUCCACCAAGACGGCACUUGCAAUGGACUUCAGCACUAUGCCGCUCUCGGUGGCGAUACAUGGGGAGCGAAGCAGGUUAACUUGGAGCCUGGAGAGAGACCCGCCGAUGUCUAUUCAGCCGUGGCAAAUUUAGUAAAGGAAGCGAUCGCCAAAGACUUGGAGGCCGGGAAUGCAUUUGCCAAAGCGCUAGACGGAAAGAUCACUCGCAAGGUCGUUAAGCAGACUGUGAUGACAAACGUAUACGGCGUUACAUUCUCGGGAGCGAAGAAGCAAAUCUGCAAGCAAAUUGACGCUUUGUAUCCUAACCUAGGAAAAGAGUGCGAGAUUCCUAAUUUGCUAUUGUCGACAUACAUCGCCAAACAGGUCUUUCAAGCUCUUGCAACCAUGUUUCGAGGUGCUCACGACAUUCAAUACUGGCUUGGAGAGAUUGGAGGACGUGUGUGCCGCGCCCUGACUCCAGCCCAGCUACAGCAAAUCGUGGAUUCAUACGGCGAAGGUGAGGGAAGCACCCCUCGCUCCUCCAGAUCCAAGGCAAAGCCGUCUUCCGGCAAAAAGGUUGAAUUUGAUGAUCUCGUUCAGCAGUUUCGGUCCUCCGUCGUUUGGACAACACCCCUCAAAAUGCCUGUCGUCCAACCUUACCGAAAGACUACAGCACGAGAAAUCAAGACAUGUCUUCAGGCUGUCAUAUACCCUAUGAGCGACCAAACAGAUCCUGUCAAUAGGCGGAAGCAGCUUCAGGGCUUUCCCCCUAACUUCAUCCACUCGUUGGAUGCUAGUCACAUGUUACUGUCAGCCCUGGAAUGCAACGAUCGGGGACUCGAUUUUGCCGCAGUGCACGAUUCCUUCUGGACACAUGCCGGAGAUCUCGACGUUAUGAAUGAAGUCUUGCGCGAGGCCUUCAUCCGAAUUCACGAAGAGGAUGUAGUAGGCCGCUUGGGCGCUGAGUUUGAAGCUCGCCACCAAGGAUCAAUCUACCUUGCGAAGAUUGACCCCGAUACCCCAGUAGCGAAGAAGAUCAAAGAACUGCGCAAGAAGAGCAAUCUUUCUCCAAAGGAAGAGCUUCUUCUCGAACACAAGCGUAACCAGCUGAAGCUCUCUGGCAAUCCCUGGGACCUUGAGGCUGCUCAGCAAAUCGUCACCCCUGCUUCGAUAUAUGAAGACAUGAUGGCCGCUGAGGUCGACAUGGACAUCCACGAAGAUGCUAAAGAUAUUGGCUUGGGCGCCAUAUCAGAAGACGAGGCUAACAGCGUUGUUGAUGAGGAUAUGGAGGCUCAAUCUGAGACGUCUUCUGAAAUCCUAGAGCUAACUAAGCGCCUCAUGGAUGAGAUGAAAACAUCGUUUUUUGAGGCUCACAUUGCGAAACCGAAGGCUUCUGCUCGCAAGCAGAAGAAGAUGCCUCUUCCCGUUUGGCUGCCGCUGACUAUCCCAAAGGUUCCCGAGAAGGGUGACUUUGAUGUUAAGCGUUUGAGAGAAAGCAAGUACUUCUUCUCAUAAAUGGCGCCAGUAUUACUGAGUAUCUCUACUAUUUUUAGUCUGCGACAAUGUAUAAUGAAAAAUGGGUGUUUUGGAUAUAAAAAGGUGAAAGAGCAGGGGGCAAGGAAGGAGUGGCGUUGACAUUUUGUGCAUCAAUACGGAGUUCAAUCAUGUGCUUGAUGGAGUUUGUUUUGAAAGAUAAAAGGGGUGGGCAUUUAUAAGCGACAUUGUAUACAAGAUAUAUGUAUGAUAGGAUUCAUAAAGGGGACAGAUGAAUGCAUCACGAGAGUGGCUCGUGGAUGCUAUAUACCUACAUAAAAACAGCCUAUCGUCAUGGACUGGCCAUGAAUGAAACAACAACAAAAUCAAAAUACAUAUUAAAACAAAC
This is a messenger RNA of Trichoderma atroviride IMI 206040, 5174 nucleotides long. RefSeq lists its product as uncharacterized. Gene Ontology annotation, biological process: mitochondrial transcription. Gene Ontology annotation, molecular function: mitochondrial promoter sequence-specific DNA binding; DNA-directed RNA polymerase activity. Lineage: Eukaryota; Fungi; Ascomycota; Sordariomycetes; Hypocreales; Hypocreaceae. The record is from RefSeq and is a predicted model, not a curated record. Gene Ontology annotation, cellular component: mitochondrial DNA-directed RNA polymerase complex.